AUGCUGCUCUUCGGCUACGAACAGGGCGUGUUCGGCGGCAUCAUCGUCGCCGACGAGUUCCAGGAAUAUUUCAACCACCCCAACCCGGGCGUCGAGGGGUUCGUCGUGUCCGUGUACGACCUGGGGUGCUUCGCGGGCGCCCUGCUCACGCUGCUCGUUGGCGAGAAGCUCGGCCGCAAGAGAAUGCUCAUCCUCUUCACCAUCAUCAUGGGCGUGGGGAUCAUCAUGCAGACAGUGGCGCAGAACAUGGACCAGAUGAUCUGGGGCCGCUUUGUCGCGGGGAUUGGCAACGGUGGCAACACAGCGACUGCUCCGGUAUGGCAUGUCGAGACGAGUCAUGCCAGCGCCAAGGGUACCGCCGUCGUCAAGGAGAUGGCUGUCAACGUGCUUGGGUUCGUGAUUAGCAACUUCGUGACACUUGCAUUCAGUGGCCUCAUGACCGAGACACAAUGGCGUUUUCCCCUCGGUGUGCAAAUGGUCUUCGUUGCCAUCAUCCUCACCAUGGUUCCGAUCCUCCCAGAAAGCCCCAGGUGGCUCCUAGCUCGAAAGAGAGACGCCGAAGCGAAGCACGUGCUCAGCCUCUUGAACGACCAUGAUGUCGAAGAAGAGUUUGAGGCCAUUCGGGCCUCGGUCAAAGCCGAGCAAGCGGCUCAGGCGUCCUGGGCACAGCUCUUCCGAGGCGGUCUUGCGACGCGGCGAGUUCUGCUCGGCAUGAUAUUACAGACCGCACAACAGCUCUCUGGAAUCAACGUCUUGGCGUACUACCUCCCCGUUGUCCUCCAUCGCAGCGUGGGUCUGCCUCAGGUCACUGCGCGUCUAGUUGCUGCCGGAAACGCCAUCUCGUUCUGGCUCUCGACAACAGCGUCGAUCGUAUGGGUCGAAAGGAUCGGGCGUCGCAGGCUGCUCAUGGUCGGCGCUGGCGUCAUGGCAUUUGCAUUCAGCGGCGUCUCCAUCGGUGUAGGGCUGGGCGACGCCAACCCUGACGCGCGCACGCCUGGCAUUGUGGCCGUCGCAUUCAUCUGGCUCUAUUUCACCACAUUUUCGUCUGGCUGGAUCUCCGUGCCUUGGCUCUAUCCGGCCGAGGUCAAUGCGCUGAGCAUGCGGACCAAGGGCGCCGCCCUCGCCACCGCAUGCGACUGGCUCUUCAACUAUGUCGUCGUGCAGACGACACCGCCGGGCAUCGAGCACCUCCGGUGGGGGCUGUACGCCAUAUACGCGCUGCUGAACCUGGCUUUUGUCCCGCUCGUGUACUACCUCGUGGUCGAAACCCGGGGCCGCAGCCUCGAAGACACCGAUCACUGGUUCGAAAUGAACAGAAAGUGGCUCGUCCACAAGGCAGAUCACACCGUGUACCCGUCGCGCGGCGGCCGCGGCGGUGGCGGUGGUGCUGGAGGUGGCGGUGCGGGCAGGCAUGGCGGCUUCGCGUCUCUGGGCGUGGCCGACGACCAUGAGGCCAUGAUGAAGGCGUUUGAGGAGGACAGCGAGGAUGACAGCAUGGAUGGCUCCGUGAGCGAUCUGGGGACGUCGUCGCGGUUCGCCGUGUCAUAG
This is a messenger RNA of Microdochium trichocladiopsis, 1548 nucleotides long. RefSeq names its product general substrate transporter. Gene Ontology annotation, biological process: carbohydrate transport; transmembrane transport. Gene Ontology annotation, cellular component: membrane. The record is from RefSeq and is a predicted model, not a curated record. Gene Ontology annotation, molecular function: carbohydrate:proton symporter activity. The transcript is spliced from 3 exons. Lineage: Eukaryota; Fungi; Ascomycota; Sordariomycetes; Xylariales; Microdochiaceae. The coding region runs from base 1 to 1548 and encodes 515 amino acids.